Messenger RNA from Penicillium olsonii, 2739 nucleotides. Lineage: Eukaryota; Fungi; Ascomycota; Eurotiomycetes; Eurotiales; Aspergillaceae. The record is from the annotation of a GenBank genome assembly.
AUGCCCAGGUCUCUACCCAAGUCCGCCUCGCGCGAGGACGAGACCGAGUCCGAAGCCACCCCCAUCGCCCGAACAGCUCCCGCAUCCCCGGCUGCCUACCGACGAUCCCAAAGCUACCUCUCCGAAACACAUACAGAAUACCAGUCUCUGGAUCUCCCGCCAGCAGUAACUGAAACCACCAGCCUACUAGGCCCGUCGUCUGGCCCCCAACGGCGAGCUCCGCAGCGAUCAUAUACCAAUACAUCCGGGCUAUCAGGCGGGGCCCCGGAAACAUUCAGACACCUUUUAGCAGCUGGCAGCCUGCGCCGGACGCGAAAUCACAGCCGUGCCAACUCUGUCGGCAAGCGGCUGAGUCGACGGGGAAGCUUGGACGAUGAAAGUAGACCGGCCAGCAUUCCGCCGUCAACGAAAGACAACCUCACCGCCUCUUCGUUCUUGGACGAGCGGACUUGGUACGAUCAGUUCACCUCGACGGACUGGGUGCAUGAUAGCAUCGCCGAUGGGACUCGCCUCCGCCUAUUGCGUCAGCGCAAAGAUCUGCGAGGUCGAUUGUUGGCUGCAUUUGACGGUGCGCAGGGAUGGAUCUUAGUCGCUCUCAUUGGUUGCAUAACUGCAGCUAUCGCCUACUUCGUUGAUGUCACAGAAGGCGCGAUAUUCGACGUCAAGGACGGCUUCUGCACGACCCAGUUCUUUCGCAGUCGACGGACCUGCUGCGAGGGGCUGGCCUUGUGCGACUCAUGGCAGUCAUGGUCGAAUAUCUUCCUGCCAUCAGGCACAGAGAACAUGUGGAUCGACUUCUUUAUGUUUGUCUUUUGGGUUGUGGUGCUGGCGCUCAUCUCAUGUGCCCUGACUCUACUCACAAAAACGGUUGUGCCUUCGUCGAUCUCCCUAGCCACUCUUGAUGAGAACCUGGGCGCGGACUCUCGGGGCAGUCGGUCUGGAAACGGUCUCAGUGCCUUGGCCUCGCCUCCCUCGGAGUCUGAGCCGGAGUCACCGCCACACGGAAGUCUACCUAACAACCCAUCUCGUCCUGCUAUGAUAUACUACUCCGCUGCUGGCAGCGGAGUCGCUGAGGUCAAAGUCAUCAAUAGUGGUUUCGUCCUACAUGGCUACAUGGGCUUGAAGACGCUCGUGAUUAAGACCAUUGGAUUAAUUUUCAGUGUCUCCUCGGGUCUAAGCUUGGGCAAAGAAGGCCCGUACGUUCACAUCGCCACCUGCGUGGGCAACAUCUCCUGCCGCCUAUUUGCCAAGUACAACCAGAAUGAUGGAAAACGUCGAGAAGUGCUGAGCGCUAGUGCCGCCAGCGGUGUUGCCGUUGCUUUUGGUGCCCCGAUCGGUGGUGUCCUCUUCAGCUUAGAAGAAGUCAGCUAUUAUUUCCCUCCCAAGACCCUAUUCCGAACAUUCUUCUGUUGCAUCGCAGCCACCCUUUCGCUCAAGUUCCUCAACCCAUACGGAACCGGAAAAAUCGUUUUGUUCGAAGUCCGGUAUCUGUCAGACUGGGAGAUUUUCGAGAUCUUCAUCUUCAUCGCCCUUGGUAUCAUGGGAGGCGCAGCCGGUGCCCUAUUCAUCAAAGCCUCGAGCUGGUGGGCCCGAACCUUCCGUCGCAUUCCCGCAAUCAAGAAGUGGCCAAUGCUCGAGGUCUUCCUUGUUGCGCUUCUUACAGGCGUGGUCAGCUUUUGGAACCGAUACACCAGGAUUCCAGUGACAGAACUCCUUUUUGAGCUGGCAAGUCCUUGCGAGACCGAUGUGGAAAGCUCAGGUCUAUGUCCUCGGGCAGACGGCAUUCUCGAAAUCAUCAAGUAUCUGAUGGUAGCCUUUGUCAUAAAGAGCAUUCUUACCAUCGUCACGUUUGGCAUCAAAGUUCCCGCAGGCAUUUACGUACCAUCCAUGGUAGUCGGUGGAUUGAUGGGACGGAUUGUCGGACACUUGAUCCAAUACUGGGCUCUCAAACACCCCACAUUCUUUUUGUUUGAUUCUUGCCCCGCUGGCUCUGGAAUCGAGUCGUGUGUCACUCCGGGCGUCUAUGCAUUGAUUGCUGCUGGAGCGACCAUGUGUGGUGUGACCCGAUUAUCGGUCACUCUGGCGGUCAUUCUGUUCGAACUGACGGGGAGUCUUAACCAUGUUCUCCCAUUCUCCCUGUCGGUACUAUGCGCCAAGUGGACCGCGGAUGCCAUCGAGCCUCGCAGCAUAUACGACCUUCUAACUGAUAUGAACUCAUAUCCUUUCUUGGACAGCAAACUCCAGCCAACAACUGAUGCCGUAUUGGGAGAUAUUGUUCGACCGUUCCGAAGAAACCGCAUCAUUGAUAUUUCCGAUUCACCAUUCGUUCCUGCUACAGACCUGCGAUCAAGACUGGAGCAUUUACUCAUGGCUGGCGAAUUGGAUAGUGGCCUUCCAAUCCUGCGCAAUGGUGUAUUGACCGGUUUAAUCCCGGCACCUGAUCUAGAAUACGCUCUGGAUAACAUGGUCGACAACGAAGACAAUACAGUCUGUCUCAUGUCCAUUGAUUCAUCCACGGCUAUCUAUGACAGUGAUUACGAGGAUGCCGAGCAGGUGGACUUCAGCCCAUUCAUUGACGUGGCUCCGAUUGCUCUCGAUGUGCACUCUUCCAUCGAUCUAGUGUACCAGUGCUUUGCCAAACUUGGCCUUCGAUAUCUAUGCGUGACCUUGGACGGCAAAUAUACCGGCCUGGUACACAAGAAGUCAUUUGUCAAAUUUAUGAAGGAGAACAGUGACUAG